AUGAGUAGCCAGGAUGUGAAACUUGAUGGAGGCAAGGCUAUGCCAAUGAAUCCUGGCCUAGACGCCUUGUCCAACUCAGGAGCUGAAGUCAUAGCACCCCUUUUUCAACCAGGAGGUGACGUGGGAGAGGAUUUCAAACCUGCAGUUGGUGGUGCUGGUGAACAGCUGAUGCCCGAGGCCCUGGACACGGAACCCAUUGCUGCUCCAGCUGCUGCUGGGGACCAGGGUGCUGUGCCAGUGGAGGAACCUGCUGAUGCCCAGGCUGCUGAUGCUGCUGAGGAAGAGGUUGCAGUUGGGUCAGGAGAAGCCGCUGCUGGUGGUGGUGCUGUUUCCACUGGAGAGGAUGCUGCUGAUGGUCAAGCACAGAUGCCUGAA
This is a messenger RNA of Notodromas monacha, 375 nucleotides long. The record is from the annotation of a GenBank genome assembly. NCBI's taxonomy places the organism in Eukaryota, Metazoa, Arthropoda, Ostracoda, Podocopida, Cyprididae.